AUUGUAUCAGUAGAUACACAAAUUGAGUGGAUAUAAAAGGAAACGCAAUUGAACUUUCAUCAGUUUCAUCAAAAUGGAUAAACGAAGCACACAGUUAGCGAUCUUUUUGACGUUCAUCUUCUGUUGUAAAGUGGCGUCUAGUCAAUUAUUGACUCUUAACGGGAACAGAGUUGUCAUAUCUCUGAAUGAUACAAUUAGAUGCAAUGCUGAACUUGAAUGUACCAAUUGCAACACAGGGAGAGUAUGCGUACAAAAAGACGGUAAAUUGAUACAAUUCGGUCGUAUAAUGUGCAAUGACAAUACAGAUACACCUUUCUGCAACAAUGGUACAUGUUCAAAGACUCCUGAAACUACUUGCAAACCUCCAUCGUUUGCCUGUACGGCCGACGGCAUGUAUCCUGACCUGACAGAUUGCACGCGUUACUAUAUAUGUGCAAAUGACGUCGUAAGGACCAAUCAAUGUCCGCGAAAUAACGUCUAUGAUCAUGUGAAUGGCACCUGUAAAUAUAGGCGUAGCACUAGCGAUUGCGUAACCGUAAGCUGCACCAUAAAUCAGGAAGGUAACAAGUUCGUGUAUCCGCUAGACAAUCGCAUUUAUGGAAUAUGUCUGCUCGGCAAGCCAUACAUUCUUAACCGAUGCAAGGAUUACGAGAAAUAUGACCUCACUCAGGGAAAAUGUGUAAGAUACUGUAAGACGCGCGACAAUCAACCGCCUGACGAUCUUACAAACCCCAAAUCCUGUGGAAAGUACUUCUUUUGCGCCGAAGAGUUACUCAACCAGUACGUGCCGCAGGAGAUGUCCUGCGCCGCUAAUGAAGGAUACGAUCCAAAGAUAAAUGGCUGUUCGAAAAACGCACCUUGCCUGUUUCGAACAACAACAACAACAUUAAAUACACCUAUACCAACUACACCAACAACAACACCUAGACCAACUACACAAUCAACUACACCACCAAUUACAACAACACCAAGAAGAAAAUAAACAAUAAAAUAAAUAAUCUGCUAGCAUUUCCAUUGAUCAUUAAUAGUUCUGGAAAUUUCAAUAGCAAUAAUAACGCUGCAAAUGACAAUGACGAUGUAAAUGAUAAUAAACGGAAACGGCAACGAAAAUAAUUCAAUCUCGAAGAAAGCAUUUAGCAACAUUGAUUAACAAUAAACACUGAAAGCAAAUGUAUUUGUGAAAUAAAAUUCUGGUUUUUUUAUUACUUUAAUACUAUUACUUUAAUAUUAUUGUUAUUUUAUUUUUACUUGAUGUGUAAAAAAUACGCGAGACAUGUCGAUGAUUUUAUCGUACAUAAUUAUAUAAUUAUUAUAUUGCAUAUAAUAUAUUAUUAACUCAA
Messenger RNA from Linepithema humile (Argentine ant), 1340 nucleotides. RefSeq lists its product as uncharacterized. Gene Ontology annotation, molecular function: chitin binding. Lineage: Eukaryota; Metazoa; Arthropoda; Insecta; Hymenoptera; Formicidae. Gene Ontology annotation, cellular component: extracellular region. The record is from RefSeq and is a predicted model, not a curated record.